Molecule: messenger RNA, 2360 nt
Organism: Anguilla rostrata (American eel)
Lineage: Eukaryota; Metazoa; Chordata; Actinopteri; Anguilliformes; Anguillidae
Gene: oprl1
Product: opiate receptor-like 1
Exons: 4
Coding region: 208-1296 (362 amino acids)
Biological process (GO): neuropeptide signaling pathway; sensory perception of pain
Cellular component (GO): plasma membrane; neuron projection
Molecular function (GO): nociceptin receptor activity; neuropeptide binding
Source: RefSeq, a predicted model, not a curated record
UAAAUGAAAAAUGUUUCGUUCAUCUUAGGGAUCUUCAGUAACCUGUAUUUCCCGCGUGUAUGGAAAAAAGAUCUCAGAGAAGAAAAUACAAUUUAAAGACGAAAAACAUUCACAGCACGAAACAGCAUCUGAGCCCGAAACGUUGAAAUUUUGGAGGAUACGCUUAUUGAAAACAAGCAGACGAAGCAGGUUUUUGCGCGCUUCACCAUGGAGUUUCCAGAUGAUCCCAUUGGGUUUAGAGACCCCAGACAUAUCCGAUUUUACAACGAGUCUAUUUUCCAAAACAACUUCAGUGCAUAUAACGAGACAGACGGCUUCCUGUCCACGAGUGUGAAGAUCACCAUUGUUGUGGUGUACAUGAUCGUCUGCGUUGUGGGGCUUGUGGGAAACUGCCUGGUCAUGUAUGUCAUCAUCAGGUACACAAAAAUGAAGACGGCUACCAACAUAUACAUCUUCAACCUGGCUCUGGCUGAUUCUCUUGUCCUUGCCACACUGCCAUUCCAGGGAACAGAUGUCUUUCUGGGCUUCUGGCCCUUUGGGAAUGUCCUGUGCAAGGUGGUCAUCUCCAUUGACUACUACAACAUGUUCACCAGCACCUUCACUCUCACCAUGAUGAGUGUGGACCGCUAUAUCGCUGUCUGCCACCCCGUCAAAGCUCUGGACAUGCGCACGCCACACAAGGCCAAGGUCAUCAACAUCUGCAUCUGGGUACUGGCUUCUGCCAUUGGGGUGCCUGCUAUGAUUCUGGGGGAUGUGGAGGUAGAGGCAAAUGAUGAAGGCAUCGAGUGCAUUGUGGUCCUGCCUGACCCUCGCAGCUUCCCCGUGUUUGGCACCUGCGUGUUCCUCUUCUCCUUCCUCAUCCCGGUGGCCAUCAUCAGCGUGUGCUACAGCCUGAUGGUCAAGCGGCUGCGCAGCGUGCGCAUCCUGUCGGGCUCCAAGGAGAAGGACCGCAACCUGCGGCGCAUCACCCGCAUGGUGCUGGUGGUGGUGGCCGUGUUCGUGGUGUGCUGGACGCCCAUCCAGAUCAUGGUCCUGGCCCAGUCCUUGGCGGUCAACCUGGGCAGCCUGCUGACGGUCACCCUCAUGCACUUCUGCAUCGCCCUGGGCUACGUCAACAGCAGCCUCAACCCCGUCCUGUACGCCUUCCUGGACGAGAACUUCAAGCGCUGCUUCCGGGAGUUCUGCUACCCCUCGGCCUUCCGCCUGGACAUGCAGCAGUCCAGCCGCAUGCGGAGCAUCGCCCGGGGGGUGGCUUACAACUGCAAGACCGCGGACGGUAACAGUAACCCCGCCUGACUAGGCGUGGAGCUGCCCCUGGUUGGCACAGCACCACCCAAAGCAGGCAAUUCCAACACUGAACUCACCCAAAUUACUGCCCUCUAGCGACACGAGGGUCCCCACAGCUAUCUACGAUGGGGACGCUCUUUGACACACCUAUUGGGACAAAGGGGCUUUAAUCAGUGUCUUAUCUCUUUGGACAUUGUCAGUUUUCUUUAGUUUCUUUCCUCUUUAUUUUGUGCAGUGGAUAUAAGCUUAUUAUCAUUUUUUACUUUAUUAUUUGGUAUAGUUAGCACUCUGGUUUGAAGAAAAGAAUUAAAUGGCCUUAAAUGUUCUGCAGUAUGUUAAAGUUAUCCUUGAGGAUUAAAUGCUCUGAUCCUGGUGCUUUUCUUUCAUUGUUUCGCUUUUGAAAAACAUGGGACACCGUGAAGAGAAGACUUUAAGGAAGGAGAAAGACUUUAAUUAGACUGAAAGCUUAUUGUAAUUUGGAAAAUAACAAAUGCUUUAUCUAUUGUUCUGUAAUUAUUUGUUGUCCUGUAAAGACAUUUUUAAAAAGUAUAUAUAUAUAUAUAUAUAUAUAUAUAUAUAUAUAGUGUGUGUGUGUGUGUGUAUUCUGUAGCAUUGUUUUAGCAACACACACACACACACACACACACAUAUAUAUAUAUAUAUAUAUACAUACACACAGUAUAUAACAUAUAAUGUUUUUUAAAAAGUAUUGCAGAACAAAAUUCAUGUGAUAUUAUAUUGACAUGAACAUAUACAUGAAUUUAAGUAUGAAUAUUGCUAUGGUCAUUUUCAUAUAUUACCUCUCUAUUUUAACAUGUACUCAGUCUCUGAUCUAGUAUUGUACAUGUGCCACUUUGUUUCUCUAUUUGUGUAACACAGGGACAACAGUAUAUCAGUUUACAUUUCUGAACAGUCGAAUGUUGAUAGACUCAUUAUAAACCAAAUCUUAUAAAUAUGUCAUGGAAAAUUUAGAAAUAAUGGUUGGUCUUCUUUGUGAGAUUUGUUUUGUUAUGUACAGUAUAUAUUUAUUCAUUUAUUUAAAAAUUGACUGAAUAAAUGAUCAGUUUUCUGGU